AUGAGCGAAAAUAUCAUCCUCGUCACAGGCGGUGCCGGCUAUAUCGGCUCGCAUACCGUCCUCGAGCUCGUGCAAUCCGGCCACAAGGUCGUUGUCGUGGACAACCUUGAUAACUCGUCCGAGGAGUCGCUCAUCCGCGUCGGCAACAUCACUCGGAGUGGAACAUCCUCAUCCUCCGCAACUUUAACCCGUGCGGCGCCCACGCUUCCGGUCAGAUCGGGGAGGAUCCCACUGGCAUCCCCAACAAUCUCAUGCCCUACGUCGCUUAGGUCGCCGUCGGUCGCAGGGAGCAUCUCACCGUCUUUGGCAUGGACUAUCCCACCCCCGAUGGUACUGGUGUUCGCGACUAUAUCCACGUUGUCGAUCUGGCCAAGGGACAUGUCGCCGCGCUUGAUAAAAUCCCGCAGAAGCCUGGUUGCGUUUCAGUCAACCUGGGCACGGGUAAGGGUUUCUCUGUCCUGGACAUGCUCAAGGGCAUGUCGAAGGCCUGUGGAAGGGAGCUCCAGCACAAGGAAGCUCCUCGGAGAGAGGGAGAUGUCUCCAUUUUGUAUGCAGAUCCCAAGUUUGCUAGAGAAUUUCUCGGAUGGGAAGCCAAACUUGGGGUCGAGGAGACGUGCGCCGAUACCUGGCGUUGGCAAUCAGGAAAUCCCAACGGCUAUGGUAAGGCUGACUAGCGUUCGCCACUUUCUGCAAAUAGGCGCAGAUCGCGGACUGUAG
Molecule: messenger RNA, 717 nt
Organism: Chondrus crispus (carragheen)
Lineage: Eukaryota; Rhodophyta; Florideophyceae; Gigartinales; Gigartinaceae
Exons: 1
Coding region: 1-717 (238 amino acids)
Biological process (GO): beta-D-galactose catabolic process via UDP-galactose, Leloir pathway
Cellular component (GO): cytosol
Molecular function (GO): UDP-glucose 4-epimerase activity
Source: RefSeq, a predicted model, not a curated record